This is a messenger RNA of Chlamydomonas reinhardtii, 2594 nucleotides long. RefSeq lists its product as uncharacterized. The record is from RefSeq and is a predicted model, not a curated record. NCBI's taxonomy places the organism in Eukaryota, Viridiplantae, Chlorophyta, Chlorophyceae, Chlamydomonadales, Chlamydomonadaceae. The transcript is spliced from 12 exons. Bases 343 to 2127 code for a protein of 594 amino acids.
GAACAGCCUGCAUCUCAAGGAACACCGAAUCACGGACAGCGCUAGCAAGGAGAAUAUCCAGCCGCCUUAUAACUGAACUUCCAUGCGUAAGGCGGGCUCGGAGCACGGGGUUGCGGCACGGCGCCGCCUCGCGGCCUGACCCGGUUUUAGCUCGUAAGCCUCUGCGUAAGGCUCGUACGACUGGAGUCGGGCAGGCCCGGGAUGCCAGGCCUGCUCGGCCUGUGGCUGCAUUUCAUAUAAGGCAGUUUUAGGGAAGCUCGAAGGAUGUAAUCCGUGUGGUCUUUCAUCAACACGGCAUUAGGCGUUGGUCUAGGGAAAGGGAGCCACACAAAUUAACUGAGGAUGGGCUCAACCACCGGUACGGGCCCGGCGUUGGCACUGGCGCUGCUGGCAGCCGUGGUCUUCACCGCGCAUGCAAACUCUCCGAUUGACUCUUUCGAGCCGCUGCUCAACGUGACGAGUCUGCAGGACCGGCUCACGCAGCCAAAGCUCAUCGCAGAGCUUGGUGCAGGAAUCGACGGCAUUCGGUUGCUGCUCACUCGCGCAAACUCGCUGGGCCCCGGCCUAGAGAACUGGCGCCAGCCCGCCGCCAACCUUAGCACCGCCCCAGGCCUGCAGUACCUCGCUUCCGCCGUGCAGCCGGUACCCACCUGCCUACAUCGCCUUCUUCCCGGCUGUGGGCCUGGUCACGCCUGGCGCCCUGGCUACUUCUACUUCUGGCCCUCCGACACCAACACCUGGUGGCACCAGGCCUCCUCCUUCAAGCCCGGCAGCACCUUCUCCUCCUUCAAUGGCGGCACCUUUUACUCCAGUCUGUGGUACUCGCUUGCGGAGGGCCCGGUCGCCAUCACCACCCCCGACUUCACUGCCGAGAACUUCUGGACCAUCAACUUCUACGACAUCUACACCAACGCCUACCACACGGCGGGCUCGCCCUACGGCAACAACGACGCCUCCACCUUUUGGAUCGUGCCGCCCGGCUGGGACGACACCGCACCCGAGGGCACGCUCGUGGUCCGCUCGCCCACCGUUGAGGGCUACCUGCUGGGCCGCACCUUCGCCUUCCCCGACACAGCCGCCGCCGCCGAGUUCAAUGUUGGCUGGGGCGCCGAGGCGCCGUUCUCGCUGCCGCGUGCCAUCAAGUUCGCCUACCCCGAGGCUUCUGGGGCCGCAAGCGAUGUCGACGCUGCGGACCCCCUGCAGUUCUGGCGGAUUGCGGGCGAGGUGUUCCGCCGCAACGGCGCCCCCUACGUGUCAGACCCGCUCAAGCGCCUGCUGCCCAGCCUGGGGCUGUGGGAGGAGUACGGUUUCGUGCAGGCGUCCCUGAGCCCCCUGGCCCGCGAUGCCCUGAAGGCCGCUGCCUACUACGCUCACCGCAUCCUAGUGGCCAAGUGGACGGAGGUGGGGGGCGCCGACAAGAACUACUGGAACGCGCCCUGGAACUGGGGCCACUACGGCUCCGACAUCGUCACCGCUGGCUCUGUUCACAAGUUCUUCCCAAUUGUGAACCGCGCCGUUGACGCUCUCUACUACUUCAUCUUUGUUGACUCUGACGGCGAGGUGCUGGACGGCGCGGCCGAGUACGACAUCUCCUUCCCCGCCGCCCCGCCCAUCGCCGCCAACUCCUUCUGGUCUCUCACCACCGGCGCCGUGGGCGCCACCACCGGCACGCUGGCGGGCCUGCCGCCGCCAGGCGUGGUCAACCCCAGUGCCGGCGCGCUGCCGGUUUGGGCAGACAACGCUCCCGACGCCUACUCGCUGCCCAACGGCAGCUGGCCCUUCCGCGUGCGCGGCUCCGUGCCGCCCGCCAACACCACCGCCAGUAGCCGCGGCUGGAACGCCGUGGUGUCGCCGCCCUCUGGCGCCUACUACAUCACCCUGCGCCUAUACGUGCCCCUGCCUGAGGCCGCCAGCGAUGCCUACGUGCCACCGCCGGUGGUGCGCCGCCGCUCCGCCGCGCCCGUCACGCCGUCUGCCGGCACCCCUGACAAGUCGCCGUCGCAGUCGCCGUCGCCGUCGCCGUCGCCGUCGCCGUCGCCGUCGCCGUCGCCGUCGCCGUCGCCGUCGCAGUCCCCGUCGCCGUCGCCGGCUGCUGGGGGCCCGGCGCGCCACCGCCGCCAGCUGUAGGCGUCUCUUAUUGACACCAUGUGUGUUUCUCAGCAGUUACACAUGCUAGGUACUGUAUACAUACAUAGCAGAGUAUAAUUAUUGCGAUCGCGCGCGUGCGGCUAUGUGGAAUGAAAGUUACAAGACAUGAUCACGCCGGUUGGACACAUUCCGCUGGCGAGUGUGGGCUUUAUAGUAUAUCAAGCAAGAAGGUACAAUAUGCCAUGUAGGGGGAAUGCGUGUAUGCUUAUGAGUGGGCCAGUGCCCAUGUGUGUUUGUUCACGAGCUGUGUUGUUGAAGUUAGUAAGAAUGCAUGGGUGGGGAUGAUGUGCGCAAGCAAGCCGGACUAGAUGUGGGAUGCAAGCCGCGACUUUGCGAUGUGAUGCAGUUGUACAAUCACAGCGAUAUAUACCGGGCGUACCAAGCACACAGGUGCUUCGUGCGGGAGCGCAGCAUCUGCACGAGUUGAGCUGUAACGAGCCCGUCAA